UCCAGGUUGUCUCUCCAGAGCGGAUGUCGGAAAUAGCGGACAACGGAAGGGAGGCUAUUAUGAUAGCAUUACUCGAGGAUGGCCACUCCAUGGUGAACAAUGCAAUCAAUGCGCAGAACAUCAAACACUACCGAAUCAUGAGCGAACAGUUAUACUUCGAGUACGAAAUAGCCUACACCACCAAGACAUGGCCCCUGUUGGAUAGAAUCGAUUCCAUGAGUUUGCGAGCUCGUGAUGCCUGCCUGUUUCGGCACAUGGAACAAGUCAUGGUCGAUCGGUACAUGGACUACUGGGUCCAGGUAUCGAUCGAGCAUUCCCGAGAAAGACCUCAUGUUCAGCUGCAAAAAAUGGUGCUCGAAGAGAUUUCCGGUGCUUUGAUGAUCCUUGGUGUAGGACAGACGGCUGCAGCUGUGGCAUUUAUUUUGGAGAAUGUUUUAUAUUAUGGUAUGCGUUCUGGAAAGAAGCUAUUUAAGCAUAUCACAAAUUCCGUGCGUCCAAUGCAUCCAACAAAAACCUAAUAUACCGUCAAGCUACCAUUCACCGUGUAUUUAAGAAAAAUUCGCACUUCUAAAAAUUAUAUAACUUUUCCAAAUAAUUUGAAGCGUAAUAAAAUACCACUAUGUAGCGCGCAAUUAUAUCAUAAUUCCGGGAAAAAUCUAAAAC
Messenger RNA from Aedes aegypti (yellow fever mosquito), 663 nucleotides. RefSeq lists its product as uncharacterized. The transcript has a single exon. The record is from RefSeq and is a predicted model, not a curated record. NCBI's taxonomy places the organism in Eukaryota, Metazoa, Arthropoda, Insecta, Diptera, Culicidae. Bases 24 to 518 code for a protein of 164 amino acids.